Molecule: messenger RNA, 651 nt
Organism: Diabrotica balteata
Lineage: Eukaryota; Metazoa; Arthropoda; Insecta; Coleoptera; Chrysomelidae
Source: the annotation of a GenBank genome assembly
CGGAUUAUUCAGUUUACCUACACAUAUCCAACCAAUAGAUUAAACCGUUCAAAUCACGUGCGGCCGUAAAAAUUGGCUUGUUCUUCUGUGAUUGGGUUGUUAUCCCUCCAAAACCCUCUCAAGCUGCGUGAGCUUGACACAUUUUAUUUUACGUUUCGCGCAGGAAAUGAUCGAUUGAUUUUAAAUUUCGCGCUGAACCAAAACUGACGUUUUAGCUUUGAUAUUUGACAGCUUCCGUUUUCUCCUUCUUUAAGUUGACAGUUGUUAAGAAUAAUACAAAAUGGUUAACGUACCAAAACAACGUCGUACGUUUUGCAAAAAAUGUAAAGUCCACAAGCCCCAUAAGGUAACCCAAUACAAAAAGUCAAAAGAACGUCAUGCAUCUCAAGGUAGAAGACGUUAUGACCGUAAACAACAAGGUUUUGGUGGACAAACUAAGCCUAUUUUCCGUAAGAAGGCAAAGACAACCAAAAAGAUCGUAUUGAGAAUGGAAUGUAGUGACUGUAAAUUUAGGAAACAAAUUCCACUUAAGAGAUGCAAACAUUUUGAACUUGGAGGUGACAAGAAGCGUAAAGGACAAAUGAUUCAGUUCUAAGUUAUUAAACCUUGUUUUUUAAGUUAAUCCUCACAAAAUAAACCAAGUUUGUAUAU